CACACUCGCACACAGUCACAGCAUAUUGCUUAGCCAGCCAUAAUCGCAGAACGGAUAAGUAGUUUGAGAAACGAAACACUUGAAGCGAUCGGCAUCUCAACGUAUCAAUCUCUCAUCAACACCGUCUUGCGAAACCAAAUAAACGUACUAUUCAGCGCAGCGGACCUCCGUGAUACCACCCGCCUCAUUCCACCGGUGUUUCGUGACAGAGUCGGAAUGUUCUUGCGUGCACACUUUGCAGGUUGCGUCGAUGUACAUCAACGCGUAUCGUUUCAGUGAACACGAGAGAAAUAGUGGCAACAGGCAUUUUGUUCAUCUUGUGCACUUUUUCUAAGCGAAUAAAAAAUAACCAGGGACGAAUUUUGGUUAGCCUACGUAGGUAAAAGGUUUCACCUGGAAUACUUUCACAGUACCAAAUGAAUGAGGUAGAAAGCAAAUAAGUUGAGCAGUGACUGUUGCCUUAAAGCAUGGAAACUGGGGUAGGUGAGAGGAAAACCUGGAAAGAAAUUAGUCACUACGGAUGUUGUUUUGUUACUAAAGGAAGUGUCUAAUAUCACUAAGGGGGGUGCUGCAACAGUUUGUGGGAAUAACACAAUUUCUCAGCCAUCAUCGUCGCGCACAGAUGAAUAAGAUUUGAGACCGGAGGUGUCGUGAGGCUCAACACAAAUCUGUACAGAGGUACAUCUUUCUAUCGUUGAACACUCAAUUGUCAGUGGAUUCCAAGACCAAGCCUGCCAAAAUAGAGAGGAAACAGCCAUGUCAGCACUGUGGGAGUUUAAACCAUUUCAUGAAGACAUACAGCAAACAAUUUCAAAGAUAUCUCAGUCUCUGUGAAAACUGUGCUUGUCCUUAAAGCAAAUCUCAUACUGGGAUCAGGAGGUUUACAUGUAGUGACUGUCCUUGAAAAUAGUCGUUGUGAAGACAAUCUUGUCUUGCAAACCUUUUCCUCCCAUCAUUAGUUUAUUGAACACUCUCCAAUAGCCUAAAUACCUAUACGUUAAUAGGCAUAUUUAUUGUGAAGCGGGUAAAUGUUCACAUGCUGAAUGAAGAAAUGAGUAUUUAUUUUAGUUUGGUAAUAUAGAGGUGUCCAGGCCAACAUUUAGAGAAACCUCUUAACAAAAUCACAAUGAUUCCUCACCAUAAUGUCCUAAGUGACUCAAAGGAGUUUACCGUGCUGAGUAGUCCUGUUAAGACGUAAACAAGUGCAGUAAAACGAAAAGAUUACCAGUACUUUUUGAUUUAGUAGGUUAUAUUUUUUCAUCAAGAAAUUGUUUAUGCUCAAUAAUUUUAGACAAAAUCAGGGAGCUUUGCAGGUCAGGGAAAUUUGCCUAAAGACAUAAAGUGCCAUUGUUGAAUGUAAGGAGUGCCAAAAUACAAAACAAAAAUAGGCAAAAAAAAUACAUGCGUUUACAUUUUUAAGAUGUUUACAAUUGCCCCACUCUCUUAAAUUUAUAUUUCAUUCUAAGAAGUGCCAAAACAAAGGAAUUAACGUAAAUAUAUUCACUACAGCUUAACUGCCUUCAUGUGUUAUCAAAACUAUAUACUGAGUAAUAGAAGAAAGAUAACGAGAGAAGCCAUUUCUUGUUUGUCGGUGGAUAUGUAAAAAUGUAUAUUUUUGAAAAAGAUCAUAAAAGAGAAUAUUUCCCUCUGCCUUGUUAAUACUUGCAAAAAAAUAGACGUUGCCUGCUAUUAAUAUCGUUGCCAUUUUAUUCUUAUAGGCCUAAUUUUUUUAUGCAACUACAUACUAAAUGUAGGCACUGCAUGUUAAGAAUGAGAGAAUGGUCACCUUGAAGCUGAAAGCAAAUUUGUUUUUUUUUGUCUCACACUGUCUCUCAGUGUGACAGUUCACACAGCAGAUCCUCAGAACAGAUUUUUCAUUUGAGACUGUUUUGAUAUAUACGUUGGAGGGCUGCUACAAGAAUAUUUUACAUACAGUGUCGAACGGCCUGUUUUUUUAUAUUCCACAUUGUGCGGCGAGUUGAGUCAGUGAGAGGAAAUAGCAGUGUUAGUCAUGUAAAGAUGAUGCCCACCUUGGAAGCCCGAGUGCGUGUCAUCGUUCUCUUCCUGCUCAUCGCUGUCCCACAUAACGCUUUCUCAGCAAGCGUCCCCGGCCCCUCUAGAAACACACCAAAUGGGCCCAUUACCAUCACCCCGACGCCCAACCCCAGAGCUCAGGGAAGGGGCUUUCUGUUCCCGCUUUCCAAAAGCAGCGGGAACAUGCGAGGGAAGUCGAUGAGUCGUUGGCCAAAGCAGCCAGCUGGAGCAGUAGAAAUGCCCCCAAGGCCGCUGCCUCAGAUAAUGCUGCCAAAGAAUGUAACGGCCAAUGCUCUGAAGCCCCCUUUUGAAGGAGCGCACGUAGCUCCACCUCCUCGCAAACUUGUGGAAGUGGAUGUGUGCCGGGGUUAUUACGAUGUCAUGGGCCAGUACGAUCAAACCUUUAAUUGUUCCAAGGAUGACUUCAUCUACUGCUGUGGAACCUGCCAUUACCGGUUUUGUUGUCCGGAUCGUUCCCGAAGGUUGGACCAGAACCCCUGCAACAACUACCACUCCCCAGUGUGGGCCAAUACUGCCCCCCCAGCAACCAGGCCACCACCGCAAACCCAUCCCGACCAGAGCCGAAUUGAGCAGAGCAACAACACCGUCUAUGUGAUCGGUGGGGUCAUCUCGUUCACAGUGGCAGUGGCCGUGGCCAUUAAGGUGGCAUUCCACAAGGCAUCACGACAACCUAGGAACAGAGAACUCAACAUGCCCAGGGCUCUUGUGGAAAUGCUGCGUCACCAGUCGAGUCCAGUCCAAGACGGAGAGAGAAACAAUAGUGUAGCUAUAGGAACUGGAGGAGGAGAGGGGACGCUUGGACGACCUUCCAAAAACCUCUAUCCUACCCUACAGAGCAAAGAUAACCGACUGGGAAAUCUGCAGCAUAAUUACAUAAAUACCACAAGCUCCAGCCCCAAACAUACAGCCACCAUUGAACGUGCACCUCGCAUGAACAACAUGCAGAUGGCCACUGGUGGCACGUUGAAGCCCAGCAAGCAUACGAACGCCAUGAAGCCCCAACCUUCCUUUCAUCACUCUUUACACAACCUGGCUCAGCUGCCUCCGUCUUAUGAAGCCGCUAUGAAGCCUGACAUGAACAGAUACUCUUCUCUCAAGCGUUUGGAGAAAGGAGGAUUGGAGGACUAUUCAGGUUACUGUACCACGAAACGGAGACCCAACAAUGCCCCUCCAUCCUUUCAUUCUUCCCAGCACCAUCUUCCCUGGGGAGGCGACUACACACUGGGUGGUCGAGGCACACUUCCCACCCAUGCCACUCGCCCUCGAAUACCUCAUCCUCAAUCUGCACCAAGCCACACCCCAAAUCCUUACCCUCUAGAUCCACCAGAGACUAAGCAAAACCAGAAUUACGACACACUUUCCAAACCACCACGCCGAGUAAAGUCAACGGACCAGCUCCUUGCUCUCGCUGAGGGAAACACCUUAUCAAGAAUCCCCAAGAACCAGCAGCACCAGUACUACAAAUCGAAAAACUCCAAUAACCAGAACACCAUGCAGAAGUCUAAGGAGAGGCAACUAAUGUCACCAGAUCAUCUAGAGGAGGCAAUGGAGUAUGGCAGCAGUACAAGUGGGAUGGGGAUGGGAAUGGGUGACUACACAUCUGGAGGGGGUGGUGGGAGGGUUCCCACCCUGCCCCGCGUGAGCCAUCAGAAAGCUCAGUCGCAGCAGAACGUUUGCGCAACACCGUCGCUCGACCGUCAUCACAUGAUCAAGAUGAACUCGCACCCGACAUCGGGUCGAGAGCAAGAGCGAAAUUCCGCAGCGAUGUCGGGUCACCUUGGAGGAGGCGGGGUUGGAGGAGUUGGAUGGGGCGACAUGCCAGGAACGGGAGUUGUCAUGGGAACAGGAACUCUUGGCGGACACAGUGCCAGGAGGCUGGCAUUCGCAGCUAAACGGCAAAAUACCAUUGAACAACUUCACUUCAUCCCUGGUGCCGGAGGGAGUGGAGUGGCAAGUAACCAAGGGGUUAGAACAGGAAGCAAGAAUGAGGUUACUGUGUGAGCAAGCUAGACAGGCUAUCGAGAGAAUUAAGGGGAAAUGGAGAAGAUUUGUGAGGGAUAGACUGUGUGAAGAGUUGGAGGAUGGUAGAGACACUGUGGGAGAGAGAGAGAGAGAGAGAGAGAGAGAGAAAGUGGGUGGAAGAGGGAAGAAAAAACGAGAGACGAGAGAAAGGAGUAGGAAGAUGUAAAGGAAUCAGAGCAACAGAAUUUGAAGGAGGGGGCCACGAAGUGAGAGAAUCUAGAUAAAGGAAAGAGGAUUGGAAAGAGCCAACUGGCACCAUAUUUUUCACAGAUAUAUGUUGUAUAUGGUGGCAAAUUCAUCGAAUGAGAUUAGGUAACAA
Messenger RNA from Triplophysa rosa, 4396 nucleotides. It is a transcript of the gene shisa7a, whose product is annotated as protein shisa-6. Gene Ontology annotation, cellular component: AMPA glutamate receptor complex; dendritic spine membrane; postsynaptic density. NCBI's taxonomy places the organism in Eukaryota, Metazoa, Chordata, Actinopteri, Cypriniformes, Nemacheilidae. Gene Ontology annotation, biological process: regulation of AMPA receptor activity; regulation of short-term neuronal synaptic plasticity. The record is from RefSeq and is a predicted model, not a curated record. Bases 2020 to 4056 code for a protein of 678 amino acids. The transcript is spliced from 6 exons.